UUGGGAAAAAAAAAAAAAAAAAAAGAAAGAGAAAGAAAUACAGUUACAAAGCUACUGUGAAUUUUUUUUUUUCUUUUACAUAUAAAUAUAGAGAGAGAAAUAGAGAAAUUUUAAAACUGUGUUUUUCUGGAGAGACAAUAGCAAAAGCUUCGUGUACUGUGGGAGUGAGAGAGUGUUUGGGAUCGUGCAAAGGAAAAUAAAAUAAAUUGGAAGGAAAUUCAGGAUAGUGGUUAAAGCGAGCCCUAGAUAUUCGGGGAAAAAUGGCUUCGCCGAAGGUGGUGAUGGCCUCCACGUCAACGACUAAUCCGGAUCUGCCACGACAGUCAUCUAUAUGUUCCAUCUCUACCAUCAUCGCCGAUCUCCAACACGCCGAUGAUAGUAGAAACUUCGCUUCCAUGAACAUGGACGAUCUCCUCAAGAACAUGUACCCUUCCUCCGAACCACCACCACCACAACAACAACAACAACAACAAUCCGACUCCGCCUUCCCCGCCGGCGGAGGACUUGUUGAUGCCGGCGGUGGUGGCGCGUCGAUCUCACGGCAGGGGAGUUACUCGCUGCCGAAAGCAGUUGGGAGCAGGACAGUGGAGGAGGUUUGGAAGGCAAUCGUGGCCGGAGGAGAGAGUGAUCGGAGACCCGAGGACAGAGAUGGCGGCGGUGGCGGUGGUGGUGGUGGUUUGGAGGAGAUGACGUUGGAGGAUUUCUUGACGAAGGCUGGGGCGGUGAGAGAGGAGGAUGUGAGAGUUCCUCAGGUUGUCGGUUAUGGUGGUCAGUUUCAGAUGCAGUCUCAGGGUGUUGAGGCUCCGAUGAUCGUGGCAUAUGGAAAUGGAAGUAGUGGACGUGGAACUGCUGGGAGAGGAAAGAGAAGAGCCGUGGAGGAGCCUCUUGAUAAGGCUACGCAGCAGAAGCAGAGAAGGAUGAUCAAGAACAGAGAGUCCGCUGCCAGGUCUAGAGAGCGCAAGCAGGCUUACACAAUUGAGCUAGAAUCUCUAGUGACACGGCUGGAGGAGGAGAAUGCAAGGCUUUUGAGAGAAGAGGCUGAGCAGAAGAAAGAGAGGUUUAAGCAGCUCAUGGAGAACCUCAUUCCAAUGGUGGAAAAGCAAAAACAACCCCGUGUUCUACGUAGAGUUCAUUCUAUGAGCUGGUAGAUCACUAAAAUUCUCGAUCCUGUUUAUUGAUAAGAUUUCCAUGGUGGCUUGGAUUGAAGACAGUUAUAUUUUAGAGAUGAUAUUGGAGUGGGGGUGAAAAAAAAAAAAAAAAAAAAAAGAGAGUUUUGAAGAGAUUGAAAGAGAAUGAUUUCUGGGGUGAUUAACCUUCAGAAGUUAAAAGAAUAGUAGUUGAAGUAGACCUGUAAAGAGAACCAGAAUGCAGCUAAUUACAUCAAUUGAUUUCAGAAGAGAUGAUAUGUGCCCCUUUAAUACAAAGUUUAUAGGAAAGAAUUCUUGGGAACUUGUUGAUUUGCAUAGUUAGGUGCUUGUAGAAAAAGAAAAAUGUCCUUUUUUACAGAAUUAGUGGUAGGUCUUCAUCCAUGAUGCAGUUGGGAAGGAGGAGCUGAUAAUUGGACUAAUUAUACUAAUAAUAUAUGUUAAUUUAUAAGUAUAUUUGUUUAUUAAAGUGAAUUUAGCUGAUAGCAUUAUUUUAAAAACUCUUUGAUAUCUGAUAUUGGAAUCGCUUAGAUGCAGGUCUUGUUUAA
Molecule: messenger RNA, 1693 nt
Organism: Ziziphus jujuba (common jujube)
Lineage: Eukaryota; Viridiplantae; Streptophyta; Magnoliopsida; Rosales; Rhamnaceae
Product: ABSCISIC ACID-INSENSITIVE 5-like protein 7
Exons: 4
Coding region: 261-1148 (295 amino acids)
Biological process (GO): positive regulation of DNA-templated transcription
Cellular component (GO): nucleus
Molecular function (GO): DNA-binding transcription factor activity
Source: RefSeq, a predicted model, not a curated record